AUGGAAGAAGAGGAAGAUAUUUCUUCACCCUUCUGGCUGCAAAACAGCAGCACCAACCGCCGCCGUCUCCGCCGCUCAUAUUCUAUAUUCCUCAGCUCUGGCACGGUUGUUAUAAUCCUUCUAGUAAUUACACUUGCAUUCAUCUUAGUUAUAGUUCCUACAUUGCACUCUUUCACUUCCCACCUUCUCAAACCCAAUUCUGUGAAGAAGAGUUGGGAUUCUCUCAACCUUUUGCUUGUUCUCUUUGCCAUAUUCUGUGGCUUCCUUAGCAAAAACAAUAACAACAAUGAAAGUCCGCGUUCGUACAAAGAUCGCACCUUUUCAGACACAAACACACGACAAGAGUACGAGAAACCAAACCCAGAAACAGAAACACAGCCACAUUCUUGGUAUGAGUACUCAGAAGAUAGAACUCCAUAUAACAGGCUGAGGAGUUUCAACUCCUACCCGGAUCUCAGGCAAGAGUCUUGGUGGGUAACCGGAGAUGAACGGUGGCGAUUUAGCGAUGAUACUCGUGUUAAUGGUUACAAUCAUGGAUUGGACUUAAACUUGAAAGAAGAAAAAGAAGAAACAAGAAUCAAGAGCAUUGAAGUGAACACAUCUUUGAAAGGAAAGAAUAAGAAGAAACAAGCUGAAACGAUUGAGAAAACAAAAAAUAGUAACGCUGUAGAAAAAAGUGCAAUAAAGGAUGAGAAAGCGUAUCAAUCUUCGAAAGGGAAAGGGAAGAAGAAGAAGCAUAGACAUAAAAGCGUUGAAAAUUUUCAGAGCCUUCUGAAUUCUGAACCUCCUACUACUAUAGCUUCUUCUUCAUCUUUUGAUAAUUUAUUCUAUUCCAAGAAAAACAAACAGAAGAAGCAUAAGUCUGUUACGCCGUCGCAACAUCAUGUUUCAUCCAAGACUGUGUCAAAAACAAAGGAUGUGGAUUUUUCUGUGAUUAUCGGUAAUGAGUCGCCUUUGAUCUCAAUACCUCCGCCACCUCCCCCACCGCCACCGUUCAAGAUGCCGGCGUGGAAGUUUAAGGUACAGGGUGACUUUGUUAGAAUAGAUAGUAUUAGUAGUACAAGUAGUGGUUUGGCAGAUAUAGAUGAUGAUGAAGUAUUGGAGUUAGCAGAACCUGGAAUUGAUCUGUUGGUGUAUCCUAAUCCCAACCCAGAUGUUGAUAACAAAGCUGGCAGUUUUAUUGAAAGCUUCAGGGCUGGUCUAAGAAUGGAGAAAAUGAAUUUAAUGAAGAAUCAAGGGAUAGGGGAUUCUAAUCUCCAUAAUAACCUUCAUCACCAAAACUGA
Lathyrus sativus (Indian pea) is the source of this 1284-nucleotide messenger RNA. Lineage: Eukaryota; Viridiplantae; Streptophyta; Magnoliopsida; Fabales; Fabaceae. The record is from the annotation of a GenBank genome assembly.